Molecule: messenger RNA, 1092 nt
Organism: Fusarium proliferatum ET1
Lineage: Eukaryota; Fungi; Ascomycota; Sordariomycetes; Hypocreales; Nectriaceae
Exons: 3
Coding region: 1-1092 (363 amino acids)
Source: RefSeq, a predicted model, not a curated record
AUGUCCCCCAGCCCGACAUAUUCAUUGGCAGACGUCCUUGCUGUUGCACAAAUACACCCAUUCUACUGCUCUACUCAGUACCCACCAGACGAUAAGACCAUUCAGGAUGCAAGAGAGAAAGCAGCAUCGAAGUACGAGCGGCCUGACUUGAAGUCAUGGCCGUUGCUUCGGAAAGCCGAUUUAUAUACCGUAAUUGAACGGCUUAUCAAUGACACCGACGCGAGGAACACGUAUCGCCACAAUGUCUACACCAGCGUUACGGGCGGAGGUGGAGGUGUAUCAAAACCUUUGUUCUUUGCGACAGAUGCGCUUGAGAAUCGUCGUCAUAGGGCCCUCUUUGGCGAUUUUCUCAAGAAGACCGGCAUCAUUGAACGUGGGGACUGGGUCCUGUCGACUCAUCAUGGCGGCAGCUUAUACAGUGCAGAAGCUGGGCCUUAUGGAGCUAGCAGUCCCUUUCUCGUUGAUUUUGACCCCUGCUCUAACCAUAAUGAUUUCGUUAUCGAUACGCGGAUGACAAUCAUUGAGGUUCUCCCUCUAUCUUCCGCGGAGAGUGAGAGCGACGAGAUCCCUAAAGUACUCUCGGACGGAGAAACAGGUGUCAUCGCACAAACGGCGCUGACACGUCUGCGCCACCCUGUGAUACGUUACAUCACUGGCGACAUCGGUUCCCUUCAUCCUUUGCCACAAAAAUCUGUUGGUCGGCUUGCCAAACAUGAUGUGCCUCAUUGCCGCAUUCUUCGCCUGCAGGGCCGCGACCACCGCUUCAGUUUCAUGUGGGAUGGGUGCGACUUUCAGUUCGACAAGCUCAAUACAAUCUUAUCUGACCCUCAGUCGGGAGUUCUCCUGUGGCAGGUGAUACUAGACAAGAUGCAACCGUCUCAAGAAAUUUCGUUGGAGAUUCGUCUGCUGAGCGGCCAGAGCUCGGGGGAUACAGCGCACUUUCAGACCCUUUUGGAUCGGCUGAAGGCCUGUCUUGAUGUCAAUGAUUCGAAUGAGCACAAAUUCAAGGUCACAUUUGUCAAUGACGCUCUGGGGUUUGAGCUGAGUGGGACUGGGCGAAAGGUUAUUCGGUUUGUUGAUCGCUCACUGUAG